AUGAUAGGACGGCUACCGGUGGAAAUCCAAGUGAAAUUGCUCGGGUUAGCUCCUGAAAGCUCAUUGAAGCUUGUAAAUUCGCAUUUCUUUGUCUUGUACAAUGAUCUAUUCUAUACCAAGAUAAUUGAAACUUUUGGUGAAGAAAUUGUGGCAGUGUUGAUUAAGGUGUUACCAUGGCUCAAACAAUAUAUCAAGACGUUGGACUCCAUACGUUACCAACUGCGCCGUCUUCUAGCUGAUAGGCUUGGACUUCAAGAUGACACUGGGCUCACGGGCUACCCUCUUCACACAUCUUAUGUCAAGGACCUGUGGAAAUAUAUAUAUUCAUUGCUCAAGAACAAGAGGCUCUUCGCCGAAUAUUCUGAUUAUAAAAUUGAUGAACCAAUAAACUAUAUAUUCAAUCAUUACGUUGAGAUCAAUCGAACUUAUCUCUUGUCUUAUUCUAAAGAUGUUUGGAUUGCCCCGGGGGAUUAUAACCUCAACAUUGGGCUUGUGAUCAAACAUGGUAAUGGACUCGGUACAACAAAAUUUGAAAUUAGAUACGAAGAUGAUAAUGGUGAUACGGUCAGCCAACAGUUUUAUCCACCAACAAACAUUAAUGAUAUACUCCCAAAGGCGCAAUUUUGUCUUUUAAAGUUAGGGGAAUUUUCAGUCCCCACGCCGCAUACAAGUACUGGUAACAAACUCCGCAAAGUUCAGCUUGUUAUGGAGGAAAUUGGACUCUAUCUCAAGUCUGGGUUCCGAAUCUACUUUAUCGAUAUAGCACAACCUUCCGCAUUGCUUAAUGACUAUGACUUGCUCUACUACACUGUGAAGGAAACAGAUUAUCGCUACUUCAUCAAUAUACCUCUCAAAAACUUCUACAAAGCCCUCAACCAUAUUCAAAGUGGAGAUGGGAAUCCAAGUAAACGGAUGUCAUUGACUAACAACCAAACUCAAAACAUAGAUACGCCUCCAUAUGGAUCAGGUCAUCCAACCGAAGUAACCACGUAUGAUCAUGAUAUUCAAUGGCUAACCACUACAGGAGACGAAGUUAUAGGAGAUCCGGAAGAUCCAGAACUGAUUGCUCUUUAUGCAAAUUUUUACUUCAAUAACCGACUUGGUAAGCGGUAUUUCAAGUUUAAUACAAUUUAUCAAAGGAGACAAUUUGUCAAUAGAUUUGGGGAUUUUGAACUUGAUUGGGAUAAAGAUUCUGAAGAUGGCUCUGAAAGAGUCUGUACAUAUGAUCCCGAUAGUCUCAAAUGGAAAAUGCCAAUUAUAGGAGAGAUAUAG
Messenger RNA from [Candida] anglica, 1272 nucleotides. The record is from the annotation of a GenBank genome assembly. NCBI's taxonomy places the organism in Eukaryota, Fungi, Ascomycota, Pichiomycetes, Serinales, Debaryomycetaceae.